CCAACUUCUUCUUCUUCUUCUCUCUCUCUCGAGAGAUUCUAGAUUUCGUUUUCUUCACCAAAUAUGGGAACCUGCUUCUCCAGCUCCACUAAAUCCACGGCUGAGAUCUCUCCCUUUGACCUCGUCGUCAAAACUCCUCCUUCUUCCGCUGCCGCCACUGCACCACCAACCCAACGAAUCCCCACCGCCACGGCCACAAAAACAGAGACACCGACGGUGAGCUUCGCCGCAACAGUGAGAUUGUACGGACCACCUAACAGUCUGGUGACUACGUAUCUCCGUUUCGCUCUUCUUCACAAGAAAGUUCCUCUCCGUUUCGUUCCAUCGGAAGACCAAAAGCCGACGAUUCAAGUCGGAUCGGAGACUGUAUCAGGAUCUCUAGAGGUUCUUCUUCGUUACAUCGAGGACAAGUUCCCGGAGCCGCGUUUGAUGAUUUGGAAGUUUAAUCUAGAAGGUUUCGACGAAGCGACUCCAUUGAUAGUGAGAGCGAUUUGGCUUCAGCAUAGGAGUAUGUUGUGGCAUAUGGAGAGAAUGUUGAGAUGGUCGGAGGAUCUGGCGGCGCGUGGAGGUAAAAAAGCGGUGGAUCCGUCGGUCGGAACACCGAAGAUGGAGAUAAGGAAAUUUGCAAAGAGUUAUACACAUUUACAAGAGCUUAUGCUUGAACAUGCUCAAAUGGAAGAGAGAAUCUUGUUCCCUGUUCUUGAAUCUGUUGAUCGAGGGAUGUGUAAAAGUGCAAAUGAAGAACAUGGGAGAGAAUUACCAAUGAUGAAUGGAAUCAAAGAAGAUAUCAAAUCUAUUGGAGUGUUGGAUUCUGGGAUUUGUUCAGAAGCUCUCUUUAGUCUUGCUUCUCGUUUCAAAUCGUUGCAGAUGAUGUGUAAAACACAUUUUGAAGAGGAAGAGAAAGAUUUAUUGCCUAUGGUGGAAGCUGCAGAAAUGGGGAAAGAGAAGCAGAAGAAAUUGUUGAAUCAAAGCUUAGAAGUUAUGAGUGGGACUCAUUCUAAUUCGUUUGAUUUUCUACUGGAAGGUCUUACUCCUCAAGAAGCUAUGCAAUAUCUUGACUUGCUCAUGAAAUUUGGUGAUCCAAAUCUUAUCUCAUCUUUUCUCUGCUCUGAUGUUGUUGACUGAUUUAUCUUUUAUAGGUUUACUUUGUGAAAAACUGUUGUUGUGUGUGGGGUUGUGAAUUUUGUGUAUAUAGAGAGUCAGAUUGUUGAUUUCAGGUGUUGCUAUGUUUUUCUCAUCCUUUUAGCUUUUAGAUAAAAAAAACAAGAAAGGUUAUGUAACUCU
This is a messenger RNA of Arabidopsis arenosa, 1284 nucleotides long. NCBI's taxonomy places the organism in Eukaryota, Viridiplantae, Streptophyta, Magnoliopsida, Brassicales, Brassicaceae. The record is from the annotation of a GenBank genome assembly.